Messenger RNA from Dryobates pubescens (Downy woodpecker), 915 nucleotides. RefSeq names its product homeobox C13 (gene HOXC13). Bases 1 to 915 code for a protein of 304 amino acids. Gene Ontology annotation, molecular function: DNA-binding transcription factor activity, RNA polymerase II-specific; RNA polymerase II cis-regulatory region sequence-specific DNA binding. The record is from RefSeq and is a predicted model, not a curated record. NCBI's taxonomy places the organism in Eukaryota, Metazoa, Chordata, Aves, Piciformes, Picidae. Gene Ontology annotation, biological process: regulation of transcription by RNA polymerase II. The transcript is spliced from 2 exons.
AUGACGGCCCCACUUGGCCUCCCCCCUCGCUGGCCCGACGGCCUCGCGUGUCGCUGCGAGGAAAACCCCCGCGAGAAAAAUCGGAUGGAAGGGUUAGGGCACUGCCGGGAGAUGCUCCCCCCCCACGCCGGACUUGCUGUGCCCACCGCCCCACCUCACCCCCCACCGCCACCACCGCCGCCACCGGCACCCCAGGGAGCUCCUUACGCCGAGCUGGCCACCGCCGAACCCCCCCGGCAGUGUCCGUCGGGGGCGGCUUCCAGUGCUGCUCUGGGUUACGGUUACCCCUUCGGGGGUGGGUACUACGGCUGUCGGUUGUCCCACUCCCACGGAGUCAACCUGCAGCAGAAACCCUGCGCUUAUCACCCCGCGGAGAAGUACCCCGAGGCCGGCGGACCCCUGCCCGCUGAGGAGCUGCCGUCGAGGGCCAAAGAAUUUGCCUUUUAUCCCGGUUUUCCCAGCUCCUACCAAGCGGUCCCGGGUUAUUUGGACGUGUCGGUUGUCCCGGGGCUUGGUCCUCACCCGGAACCAAGACACGACGCUUUGCUUCCCAUGGAAGGUUACCAACACUGGGCUCUUUCCAAUGGCUGGGAUGGGCAAGUGUAUUGCUCCAAAGAGCAAUCCCAGUCCGCACACCUCUGGAAAUCACCUUUCCCAGACGUGGUCCCUUUGCAACCCGAAGUCAGCAGCUACCGAAGGGGACGGAAAAAAAGGGUCCCUUACACCAAAAUCCAGCUGAAGGAGUUGGAGAAGGAGUAUGCGGCCAGCAAAUUCAUCACCAAAGAGAAGCGGAGGAGGAUUUCGGCCACCACCAACCUGUCUGAACGCCAAGUGACUAUCUGGUUCCAGAACCGGAGGGUCAAGGAGAAGAAGGUGGUGAGCAAAUCCAAGACAGCCCAUCUCCACCCCACCUGA